This is a messenger RNA of Bactrocera tryoni, 1103 nucleotides long. RefSeq names its product multiple epidermal growth factor-like domains protein 10. Lineage: Eukaryota; Metazoa; Arthropoda; Insecta; Diptera; Tephritidae. The coding region runs from base 127 to 966 and encodes 279 amino acids. The transcript has a single exon. The record is from RefSeq and is a predicted model, not a curated record.
CAGUAGUGUACAUCAUUAUUUCCUUUGGAAUACUGAAAGCGGGCGGUUAAUACACAUUAAAGCGGGCGAUUCGAAGCAACUAGUUCCACAUAGAACUGCAGGUACUUCACUAUAAGGACUACUGCGAUGUUUCAAUUGGCACCAGAACACCUGUCCGUUCCACAAACAAUUCAACAUGGAACCAAUGUGAAGUUCUAUGCGUUGCUGAUCUGUUGUUUGCUCAGCAUAAAAGCCGCGACAGCGUUCACCAUCACCGGCAGAUAUUGCCAGCGAAAUGUUAGUGUGAAAUAUCAAGAGCCAGUGCUGCAUAUGAAUGACCGCCAACAUGUACAACGUAGCACAGAUUAUAGUGAUGUUUUGGACACAGCAGAGCACAACACACUUUUGGCCGACGUCGCCGUAGUCAAUAUCACCGAAAACUAUCUUACAUACGAACCGCGCGUACGCUGGGAAACUACCAAAGUUUGCUGUCCUGGCUACAGUCCGUUGCUCUUCGGCUUUUGCGAACCCAUCUGUGCUACUGGCUGCCCGCGCUACAGCCAUUGUGCCACGCCCAAUCAGUGUCAGUGUUUGCCGGGUUACGAGGAGCAUCAUCCGAACAAUAAGAAGCUACAUCAGCUGGACUGUCGGCCAGUCUGUGCCAAUGGCUGCCCGCUGCAUAGUCAAUGCGUGGCUCGAAAUCGUUGUCAUUGUCGUGAAGGCUUUCGGAAUACCAGCAAAUGGUGGUUCCUGCCGUUAAAGUGCGAACGCAUACAGUGUGCAGCGCCCGAUCAACGUUACGAUGUUGCACAGCGUUUAUGCGUGAAGAUAGAGAUGAGCAUGGAAGAAUUGAUGCGAAAGGUCGCUGAACGCUUAACAAAAGGUUUGAGUAAUGCCACGGCGGAAGACAGCGGAGAACAAAGCAAUGAUGAAGAGGCAGCUAGUGAAGAGCUAGAUAAUAAAAUUGGGCCAGACAUUAAUACGUAAUCUAAGUUUGUAGAUUUAGACAUAGGUAGUUUCGAGAGUUUCUCUCCUCUAAGAAGGAUGUCAACAAUUUUUAUUAAAACUAUGCUUGUGUUUAUAUGUUCUAAUGUAAAAAAGAUGUUUAAGAAAAGCGAAUAAAU